Betta splendens (Siamese fighting fish) is the source of this 1577-nucleotide messenger RNA. RefSeq names its product transmembrane protein 236 (gene tmem236). The transcript has 4 exons. Bases 186 to 1298 code for a protein of 370 amino acids. NCBI's taxonomy places the organism in Eukaryota, Metazoa, Chordata, Actinopteri, Anabantiformes, Osphronemidae. The record is from RefSeq and is a predicted model, not a curated record.
UCCUUUCAUUACCACUGUUUGUCCUCUUUCCCCCAUAUUCAUUCCAUGGGAGUUCUCUUCUCGUGAGCCCAUAAAAGCUUUGCAUGACCCCGUCAUUACCUCAGCAAUAAAGAACGGCCUCUGAUGCAGCGUAAGCAGCGGCGCUGUGCAGAGUCCAACAGCUCCACUGCUUCAUUCAGUGGGCGAUGACGCUGGCGUUCGGCGGCCGUUGUUCCGGGACGAUGCCCUCAGGGAAGACAGUGAAGCUGGUCCUGUACGAGCUGCUGCAGUUUGCGGCGCUGGUCGUCCCAGUGUUCGUGACGACGGAGAGGUUUGCGAGGCUCGUGGGCGCCCUGAAGGGGGGCGACGCCACGGCCUACUGGCUGGUGGUGGCCGUGUGUGUGGCCUACGUGACGUCUACCACGCUGCUGGUGUGGCUCCCGCUGAAGUACCUGAUCCUGAAGAAGAGAAGGUUCCUCCGAGAGGUGUCGCAGUGGAGGCCGGCGGCGCUGGCGUACCUCAUCCUCUGCACGUUGCCGUGCUUCGCCAUCUUAAUCACCAGCUCCAAGAUCCAGGUGGACGGAGGCCACCGGUUGGAUCAUUUCACUGAGCUGCCCGUUUCCUUGGUUCUCUUCUCGCUCAUCUGUGUGGAUGUUGUUGAGCGGAUCCGACUCUGCAACCUCACGGGGAAGUCCGACAGCCCGGACCCUGACUUUGACAUGCCGGGCCCGGUUCUCACGCGCCUGGAACUGGUGACCACAGUCUCGGCCCAGCUGCACCCCGGCGACAGCCAGAACGGGCCGGGCCCGAGCCCCCCGGAGGCCCGGAACGGCGGCGCCCCGGGCCGGUGGGCCGACCUGGCCGGGUCGCCCGGGCUCAGCUCGCGGGCCUCCAGCACCGCCUACCUGCACUCCUCACAGCCACAGACCCACUGCGGCCGCCUGGGUUUCCUGUGGAGGAGCGACGCGAGGGCCGCGGCGUUUGUGGACAGCUUCCUGUUCUGGUUGGACACGGUGGAGAUGCUGAGGGUGGCGGGGGAGCCGGCCGUCUUCUACUCAGCCUGGGUGUUCCCUGUUUACAUCCUGGCCUUCGUGUCGGCGCUGCGCGUGGUGCUGGCUCCUCACAGCCCCCUGCUGGCGUCUGCUGGAGUCGCGCUGCAGGACCUCCCCUUCCUCGCGCUCCGGGUCGCUCUGCUCGGCGCCUUUGGCUUCGUGACCCCCGUGUUGUACCCGCUGAAAAACGUGCUGGUGAGCCUGACUUUUCUCUACUUCACGCUGGUGACCAGGCUGCGGAUGUGCAGGAGGAACGCCAUGUUCUGAGAAGCAGCGGCACAUUGUGUUGCUGCUGAUGGAUGAACAGGUGGAGCGUUUGUGUGUAGGGAGCAGUGGAAGCUGAGAAACCUGCUGCUGCUGCUUCUGACCACGAGCAUCAUGUUCAGAAAGUGUCAAGAUGAUUCUGGAUGCCAUAACUUGACUCUUCUUAUUUUCAAAUGUAUUUAUUGAUACUUUAGUUUAUGUUUAACCGCUUCUGUACAUUUUUAUUAUUUGAUUUGUUCUACAGAGUAAUGGAAAAAAACAGCUUUUAUAUAUAGGACGUUA